AUGAGCACUGAGGAAAGAACUAUGCUAGCGGAUAUCGACAUUGAAGAAAACAGAAAUGGACACGAAACUGAGAUAGACGCUUCUGGGUUGGAGUGUGACAUCAUCCCUACAAACGAGAAAGAAAUUCGUGCUGGACAUGAGAACACGACUGAAGCACCGAAGAGCGCCCCACCGCACGAGAAAGAAGAUCAUAUUGCGAUUGCUGCUCUCGCCAAGAAUACCAGCGGUAUGAACAAAUGCUUCAUCAUUUGCGCUUUUGCAGUUGUCGCAGUUGCCUCAGGCGUAACUGGGGCCUUAAUUGCAAGAAAACAGAGCCCUGGUGCCAUUGCACUCUCCACGAACCCUAUCGUGCCUCAAACUACUGUAUCUCCGACAACAUCACACCCGACAACUGCACCCUCGACCCAUUCAAACCCUACAGAGGAACCAACUUCCCCACCAACGACUGCUUCUCCCUCGACCCAUUCAAAUCCUACGGAGGAGCCAACAUCUCCACCGACUACUGCUUCUCCAACAACCUUGACACCGUCUUUGAGUCCUCGUCAAUCUGCUAUCCUCGAUGCUUUUACCGACUAUGGUCCUGUUCAUGCCGAGGCAUUUCAAUGGCUGCUUGAUACCGAUGAGUGGGUACCAUCCUCAAUGAUAUCGGGGGAUACGAAAGCUUUGUGGCAUCAAAGAUACGCAGUUGCAACGCUCUUUUACUCCACCAAUGUACCAUAUCUAGCCAACAGUGCCUUUCGUACAACGAAUUCAGUUUGUGAAUGGGCAGGAAUUGAGUGCUCGGACGGAUUGGAAGUUGAUGAAUUGGAUUUGGCCCAUGCCAUGAUGAGCGGGAGCAUCCCUACAGAAAUUGGAAUGUUGACUGGGUUAUCGUACCUCGAUUUCACAAAUAACGACAUUGGUGGACCGUUGCCGUCCGAGAUUGGUUUACUGUCUGAUCUCAAUGAUAUUCUGCUUUCACACAAUUCGAUUACCGGGUCUGUGCCGUCAGAAAUCGGGCAUUCUAGCCUCUGGUUUCUCUAUGCGGACCACAAUAAGUUCUCAGGAAGUCUUCCGCCUCAGCUUAAAAAAGUUUUGGGCGUAGACUUGUCUUUCAACCAACUAUCAGAACAUAUCCCAGAUGAUUUGUUUACAGACCGAUUGUCGAUGCUCAUCCUCAAUGACAAUAGGCUAUCUGGAUCUUUGCCUGAAUCUUUGCUUGAGGCAAGCCAACUUACAACACUUUGGCUCUGGAACAAUGAGCUCACUGGGUCAAUACCGGCUUUGAACGCCAUAUUGUCAAGCUGUAAGAUCGGAAACAAUCAGUUCUCAGACACGACGAAUGGCGAGGGCUUUUGCUCCUUGUAG
This is a messenger RNA of Cylindrotheca closterium, 1347 nucleotides long. NCBI's taxonomy places the organism in Eukaryota, Bacillariophyta, Bacillariophyceae, Bacillariales, Bacillariaceae. The record is from the annotation of a GenBank genome assembly.